This is a messenger RNA of Phodopus roborovskii (desert hamster), 2639 nucleotides long. RefSeq names its product ring finger protein 10 (gene Rnf10). Lineage: Eukaryota; Metazoa; Chordata; Mammalia; Rodentia; Cricetidae. Gene Ontology annotation, biological process: positive regulation of transcription by RNA polymerase II; positive regulation of myelination. The transcript has 17 exons. Bases 4 to 2418 code for a protein of 804 amino acids. The record is from RefSeq and is a predicted model, not a curated record. Gene Ontology annotation, molecular function: metal ion binding; transcription cis-regulatory region binding.
UUGAUGCCGCAGAGCUCCCCCAGCGCCGCCGCCACCGCCUCCGACAUGGACAAGAACAGCGGCCCCAACAGCUCCUCCGCCUCCUCGGGCAGCGGCAAAGGGCAGCAGCCGCCCCGCUCCGCCUCGGCCGGGCCGGCCGGCGAGUCUAAACCCAAGAGCGAUGGAAAGAACUCAAAUGGAUCCAAGCGUUACAAUCGCAAGCGUGAACCUUCCUACCCCAAAAAUGAAAAUUUUAGCAACCAGUCCCGUCGCUCCAAUUCACAGAAAAGCAAAACUUUUAACAAGAUGCCUCCUCAGAGGGGGGGUGGCAGCAGCAAGCCCUUCAGCUCUUCUAAUGGUGGAAGACGAGAUGAGGUAGCAGAGGCUCAGCGGGCAGAGUUUAGCCCUGCCCAGUUCUCUGGCCCUAAGAAGAUCAACCUGAACCACUUGUUAAAUUUCACCUUUGAACCCCGUGGCCAGACAGGCCACUUUGAAGGCGGUGGACACGGCAGCUGGGGAAAAAGGAACAAGUGGGGACAGAAACCUUUCAACAAGGAACUUUUUUUACAGGCCAACUGCCAGUUUGUGGUGUCUGAAGACCAGGACUACACAGCCCAUUUUGCCGACCCUGACACCCUCGUCAACUGGGACUUUGUGCAACAAGUGCGCAUCUGUAGCCAUGAAGUGCCGUCUUGCCCAAUAUGCCUCUACCCACCCACUGCAGCCAAGAUCACCCGCUGCGGGCACAUCUUCUGCUGGACGUGCAUCCUGCACUACCUCUCACUCAGUGAGAAAGCCUGGAGUAAAUGUCCCAUCUGCUACAGCUCGGUGCAUAAGAAGGACCUCAAGAGUGUUGUUGCCACAGAGUCACGCCAGUAUGCGGUGGGCGACACCAUCACAAUGCAGCUGAUGAAGAGGAAGAAAGGAGUGUUGGUGGCCUUGCCUAAAUCCAAGUGGAUGAGUGUGGACCAUCCCAUUCACCUGGGAGACGAACAGCACAGUCAGUACUCCAAGCUUCUGCUGGCCUCGAAGGAGCAGGUGCUACAGCGUGUGGUCCUAGAGGAGAGGGCUGCGCUGGAGCGACAGCUGGCGGAGGAGAAGCACACCCCUGAGUCCUGCUUCGUAGAGGCCGCUAUCCAGGAGGUUAGGGUUCGGGAAGAGGCUCUGUCUGGAGUAGCCGGAGGCAGCGGGGAGGACACUGGUGUUGCGGCCGCUCUGAAGCAACUGGUGCUGAUGGCUCCCCCGGCACAGGACUCUGCUCCCCAGCGCAGGAAGGGUGUGCUAGAGUAUCUCUCUGCUUUCGAGGAGGAAACUGCACAAGUUUGUUCUCUGGACCCCCCUCGUCCUCUCGCUCUCCCUUCGGUAGAAGAGGAGGAAGCGGUGUCUGAGCCCGAACCUGAGGGGUUGCCAGAAGCCUGUGAGGACUCAGAGGUAGCAGAUGACCAUCUUGGGGAGGAGCCAGGCCAGGAGGGACCCAUCGCUAAGCCGGGCCUCACCCAGCUGGGCAGCUCUCCUUGCUACUACUUCUACCAAGCGGAGGAUGGACAACACAUGUUCCUGCACCCUGUCAACGUGCGCUGCCUUGUGCGGGAAUACGGCAGUCUGGAGCAGAGCCCAGAGAAGAUCUCCGCAACCGUGGUAGAGAUUGCUGGGUAUUCCAUGUCUGAGGAUGUUCGACAGCGCCAUAGGUAUCUCUCUCACUUGCCACUCACCUGUGAAUUCAGCAUCUGUGAACUGGCUCUGCAGCCUCCUGUGGUCUCUAAGGAAACCCUAGACAUGUUCUCAGAUGACAUCGAGAAGAGGAAGCGUCAGCGCCAGAAGAAGGCUCGAGAGGAACGUCGCCGAGAGCGCAGGAUUGAAAUGGAGGAGAACAAGAGACAGGGCAGGUACCCUGAAGUCCACAUUCCGCUGGAGAACCUUCAGCAGUUUCCUGCCUUCAGUCCCUGCGCCUGCCCCUCUGGCUCUGCUCCGGGCCCCACCAGCACCGAGGGCCAUGGGGCCCUUUCUCCUCCUCCUCACAGCAGAAGUCCCAGUUCUCCUGCAGACCUUCUGUUGACCCCUUUGUCACCCACCGCCAGUCAGGGCGGGCCCUCCUUCUGUGUCGGAAGCCUGGAGGAAGACUCUUCCUUCCUUUCCUUUGCCCAGAUGCUGAGGGUCGGGAAAGCAAAAGCAGACGUGUGGCCCAGAGCUGCUCCCAAGAAAGAUGAAAACAGUUUGGUUCCUCCGGCCCCUGUGGACAGCGACGGGGAGAGUGAUAACUCUGACCGUGUUCCUGUGCCCAGUUUCCAGAAUUCCUUCAGCCAAGCUAUGGAAGCGGCCUUUAUGAAAUUGGACGCACCAGCUACUGCAGACCCCCUCUCUGAAGACAGAGGAGGGAAGAAACGGAAGAAGCAGAAACAGAAGCUCCUGUUCAGCACCUCUGUCGUCCACACCAAGUGACACUACCUGCUCACCCAGGCACCGCCUCCACCCGGUUUCUUUUCUGUGCUUUUGUUUUGCUGCUGUAAUUUUUAAGUAUUUGAGUUUGAACAGAUUGAUUAGCUUGGGGCGGGGGGAGGGGGUUUCCACAAUGUGAGGGGGAACCAAGAAAAUUUUAAAUACAGUGUAUUUUCCAGCUUCCCGUCUUUACACCAAAAUAAAGUAUUGACACUCACAAGAGA